Molecule: messenger RNA, 2045 nt
Organism: Salvia hispanica
Lineage: Eukaryota; Viridiplantae; Streptophyta; Magnoliopsida; Lamiales; Lamiaceae
Biological process (GO): IMP biosynthetic process
Molecular function (GO): N6-(1,2-dicarboxyethyl)AMP AMP-lyase (fumarate-forming) activity
Source: RefSeq, a predicted model, not a curated record
UCUCUCUCCCUCCCUCCCUCCCUCCCUCGCCAGCCGCCAGUUUUCUCUCCCAAAUCGGCGCCGCCACGCCCCUCCGCCGUGCCUCGCGAGUUGCUGUCUUUUUAGAUUAAACGUUGCUGCUUUCCAUCGGCUGCAUCACUUUGUUGUUGCUGUGUCACGUCCAGACGUCGGGAAUUCAAGUACCUAGCACCUCCAAACGUACGUCGCCAGACUUUCCCUACUGCAAUUGCUUAGAUGGAUUUGGGUGUCGGAGUCAGGAGCUUCAACACCAAAACCACGACCUCGUUCUUCAGCCAUCUCCACCACAUCAAACCCGACAAUCUUAACAGUAAUCGCGUCGCCUCAUAUGCUUUCUUACACUCUCGUCGGAAUCCCAUGGGGCGAGCAUCCGUCAAAGUGAACAACAGCAUCACCGAUUCUGUUUCAAAGGUAAACUCGAUGGCUGCUGAUGAUUAUGUACUGGAUCUUGAGCUAUCAAGUUUGGCAGCUUUGUGCCCCUUGGAUGGACGAUAUUGGUCAAAAGUGAAGGAUUUGGCUCCUUUUAUGAGUGAAUUCGGUCUUAUUAAGUAUCGAGUUGUAGUUGAGAUUAAAUGGUUGCUCAAGCUUUCUCAAAUCCAUGAAGUCUCUGAGGUCCCGAAGUUCUCUAAAGAAGCCGAGUCUUAUCUUCAAAAUUUAAUCGAUCAAUUUAACCUAGACGAUGCAUUGGAGGUGAAGAAAAUUGAGAAGGUGACUAACCAUGACGUCAAAGCUGUUGAGUACUUUCUGAAACAAAAAUGCCAGUCUCAUCCAGAGAUAAAUAAGGUGCUUGAAUUUUUCCAUUUUGCUUGCACGUCGGAGGACAUUAACAACCUGGCGCAUGCGUUGAUGCUGAAAGAUUCCCUCAAUAAAGUCAUACUACCUUCUAUGGACAAAUUGAUCAGAGCUUUGUGUGACAUUGCAACUGCAACUGCUUCUAUAUCUAUGUUGUCUCGAACUCAUGGACAACCAGCUUCACCAACCACAUUAGGGAAGGAAAUUGCGGUCUUUGCGUAUAGACUCAGUAGAGAACGUGAGAUAUUGUCGCAAAUUGAAAUUUUAGGAAAGUUUGCUGGGGCUGUCGGAAACUACAAUGCUCAUCUAGUUGCAUAUCCUGAAGUGAACUGGCCACGGGUUGCAGAGGAGUUUGUGACAUCUCUUGGAAUAAGUUUUAAUCCCUAUGUAACUCAGAUUGAAUCGCAUGACUAUAUGGCUAGACUUUUCAACUCUAUUAUGCUGUUCAACAACAUUUUAGUGGACUUUGACAGAGAUGUCUGGGGAUACAUUUCUUUGGGUUACUUCAAGCAGAUAACUAAGGCGGGGGAGAUUGGAUCCUCAACGAUGCCCCACAAAGUUAAUCCAAUCGACUUUGAAAAUAGCGAAGGCAAUUGUGGAAUUGCAAAUGGAGGCUUAUCACAUCUUAGCACAAAGUUACCUAUAUCACGCAUGCAGCGAGACUUGACUGAUUCGACUGUUCUGAGGAACAUGGGUGUUGGGUUAGGACAUUCUCUUCUUGCCUACAAAAGUGCAUUGCAAGGAAUCGCAAAGCUCCAGGUCAAUGAAGCUUCGCUGAAUGCAGACUUGGACCAGACUUGGGAGGUGCUUGCGGAGCCAAUACAAACUGUAAUGCGGCGGUAUGGUGUUCCAGAGCCAUAUGAGAAGCUCAAAGAGCUAACUCGAGGCAGAGCAGUCACUAGAGAAAGCAUAAGAGAGUUCAUAGAAGGCCUGGACGUUCCCACAGAAGCCAAGAAAGGUCUCUUAGAUUUGACGCCCCAUACAUAUACUGGGGAAGCUGAAGAGUUGGCGAAGAAGCUCAACCUCGUUCGGAGCUCGGUGAACGGAGCAAGCCUUUCCUGAGUGCAGUUGAUCACUUUGUUGGUCGAUGAAACAAUGCUUCACGAAUGGUUUGAUCCUCUCUUCUUCUAUCACAACAAUUUUUGUAGGAGACAAUUCUGGACAUGUAAAAUCACUAUUAAUCAAUGUAUAAUUCCGGGAACCCAUUUAUUCGAAAAGAACCGAUAUUUAGUGAA